Limulus polyphemus (Atlantic horseshoe crab) is the source of this 1090-nucleotide messenger RNA. Its product is annotated as protein lethal(2)essential for life-like. Bases 214 to 747 code for a protein of 177 amino acids. NCBI's taxonomy places the organism in Eukaryota, Metazoa, Arthropoda, Merostomata, Xiphosura, Limulidae. The record is from RefSeq and is a predicted model, not a curated record. Gene Ontology annotation, molecular function: protein folding chaperone; structural constituent of eye lens. The transcript has a single exon. Gene Ontology annotation, biological process: response to heat; protein refolding.
UGUGAUUGCGCAACUCGGAAGGGCGAAAAGCAUCAUGUAGACAAUUCUAGAAAGUUCACCACAGCUGUUUAAAUGAUCGAAUUAUCCAGAAGGUGUACUAAGUCCUAUAUAUAAAGGAUAUCAGUAGUUGAGAUAUAAGAGUGUUUGAAUCUCAAUAACGGUAUAGCUGUUUGACUAACAAGUCUAAACAAUUUCAAAUAAACUAUUUUCAGUAUGGCUUUUUCGCGUAGUUUAAUACCUGCAUUGCUUGGCCGAGAUUGGUGGGACGCUUGGGAUUUUCCUGCUCGUAUUCCUGAUCAGCAUUUUGGGCUCGGGCUUCAUGACAGUGAUAUUUUUACACCAACUAUGUAUCAUAUCUACUACAGACAACCCCGGCGACAAGUAAGCUCUCAAGCAAGCAGCGGCGGCCUCUCUCAGGUGAAAAACGACGCCGAAAAAUUCCAGGUAUCACUUGAUGUUAGUCACUUUGCUCCUAACGAAAUAAAUGUGAAAACUGUAGAAAAUUGCGUUGUCAUAGAAGGUAAACAUGAAGAAAAACCAGAUGAGCACGGCUUUGUAUCUCGACAAUUUGUACGACGAUACAUGUUGCCCAAAGAAGUCGAUCCAGAAACUGUAAAAUCAUCCCUGAGUUCGGACGGUACUUUGACGAUCGAGGCACCUAAGAAAGCCUUGGAGGGUGAGCAGCCAAAUGAACGAGUUGUACAGAUUCAAAUAAGCGAUAAACCAGCAUUGAAAGAAGGCCAGUAAAAACGUGUUCCAAUAGAAUGUUAGUGCUUAACUUCAGAUACGUGUUCUUCUAAAAAUGUGUAAUGAAUAGGUUUUAUGCGUAAUGAUAUAAGGUAUUUUUCUCUACCAGAGAAAAUAAUUCAAUCUAAUUAUCAAAUAAUAUUCGCCAGUUGUCCGAGUUUUAUGUAUUUCACUGUGAUAAUUUGUCAUUUAUGUUAGCGAUGAUGUAAUACUCAAUAUUUAUCUAUUAAUAAUACAAAAAAAGUAAAAACUCAGAUGUUUUAAAGUUAUAUAUUCUAAAUACUUGUGUCUAAUUUUGGAAAUUGUGCUUCCUAAUGUGCAAAUAAAUGGGUAUAGAUGUAGA